This is a messenger RNA of Sporisorium graminicola, 1980 nucleotides long. RefSeq lists its product as uncharacterized. Bases 1 to 1980 code for a protein of 659 amino acids. The transcript has a single exon. Lineage: Eukaryota; Fungi; Basidiomycota; Ustilaginomycetes; Ustilaginales; Ustilaginaceae. The record is from RefSeq and is a predicted model, not a curated record. Gene Ontology annotation, cellular component: mRNA cleavage and polyadenylation specificity factor complex. Gene Ontology annotation, molecular function: protein binding.
AUGGCACCUGUAGCUGUCGAAGUCAAGCAGGAGCGAGGGCCGGCCUCGCCUGGCUCCCCCUCUCCCAAGCAUAUCAAAGAUGAAUCCCCGCUUUCAUCGUCAUCUUCACCGCUGACGCCGACCGACCCGACCGCGUCCACGUCGAAACGCACGCUCGAGGAGCAAGAGGAUCUCGAAGCACGCACUCUCUUCCCAAACACCUCGAACCCACCACCGUACAAGAAACGCGUAUGGACGCCUACACUGCACCUCACACAGCCGCCGCAACCGCCGCAGCCCGACCCGCGCACGGUGCAGGAGAUGGCAGCGCAACAAGCGGCAACGGCUCUAGGAUACGAGGGUCGGCGGAUCAAAAAGUUCAUGCAGCGUCGCACUGUCGACUACUUUGGCGCGCUCUCCCACCUCAACACCCGCCAGAUGCUCACAACCACGACCCGGCCGGAUGGGCUGCACGGCGGGGUGUACCCUACUCCGCACGCCAUCCCCAACUUCCUCCUGCCCGCUGGCUACGCCAACUCGUCCACCAGCGUGCCCAAGCACCUAGUGCACACGAGCACCAACAAGAUCCGGUGUCCCGUCAACGUCGUAAAGUGGAUGCCGGACGGACGGCGCGUGCUGACCGGAUCCACGUCGGGCGAGUUUACGCUGUGGAACGGGUUGACGUUCAACUUUGAGACGAUUAUGCAGGCGCACGAUUCGGCGGUGCGCGCCAUGGCAUGGUCCAAGUCCGGCACCUACUUGAUUUCGGCCGACCAGAACGGGACGGUCAAGUACUUCCAGUCGAACCUGAACACGCUGCAGGCGUUUAGUGCGCAUACGGACUCAGCGCGCGGGUUGGCGUUCAGCCCGGACGACAGCAAGUUCGCUUCUGGCGGCGACGACAGUCUGUUGAAGAUCUGGGACUUUGACUCGGCCAAGCAGGUGCGCGAGCUGACGGGCCACGGCUGGGAUGUCAAGUGUCUCGACUGGCACGCGAGCAAAGGGCUGCUGAUCAGCGGGAGUAAAGACAAUCUGGUCAAGGUGUGGGAUCCACGCGCCACACCGAGCGGCACGUGCCUGGCGACGUUCCACAACCACAAGAACACGGUGCAGGCGUGCAAGUUCUCGCCGGACGGGUUGCGCUUUGCCACGGCCUCGCGUGACAUGACGGUCAAGCUGUACGACCUGCGCAUGAUGGCCGAACAGACCACGCUCAAGGGCCACAACAAGGAGGUGUGCAGCCUGGACUUCCACCCGCUGCACCACGACUUACUCGUGUCCGGGGGCAGUGAGGGCUCGAUGCUCUUCUGGGACCUGAGCGGCGCGACGGGCGAGGCGCUGAGCGCGGCGAACUGGGGCGAGAGCAGGAUGGUCGGCGGCGGCGGCGAAGGCAUGGAUGUGGGCGAAGGCAGGAAGAGUGGCGACGAGUAUCUGGUUUACCGCAACGAGGGCGCACACGAGAGCAACGUAUGGAGCUUGGAGUGGCAUCCGUUUGGCCAUCUGCUGUGCAGUGGGAGCAACGACCACAUGACGCGCUUCUGGCAGCGCGCGCGUCCCAACCAGGCAGUCGCGCAGCACUCGGCGGGUGGCGCAGCAGCCUUCGACCCCACCGCUGCCGGCACCUCGUUCCUCGCCUCCACUGCCACCGCCGCGGGCGACGACAGCUUCAUCCCCGGCCUCGGCGCCGCACGCACCUUGAUCCCCUCCACCGCCACCAAUCACGCCAACGAGCAGCACCCCGCACAGGUACACGCGCACGACGACGUUGCCAUCCCCGGCCUCGGCUUUGGCUUUGCCAACGCUCCCCCUCCCCCUCCCACGCAGCCGUAUUCGGGGGCGGGAGCAGCAGUGCGCACCGGCUUCACCCCAGGCACCGGAGCAAACGCCCCGCUCCAGGGCGGCGCGGCUAACCACAACUACGGCUGGAACUCGCGCACCGGCCCCGGCCCCGGCGCCGCGCAGCCCGCCAGACCCGGCGGCUCCUACGGCUCGUUCUACUAG